Messenger RNA from Fundulus heteroclitus (mummichog), 2681 nucleotides. It is a transcript of the gene ahrr, whose product is annotated as aryl-hydrocarbon receptor repressor. The transcript is spliced from 9 exons. The record is from RefSeq and is a predicted model, not a curated record. Gene Ontology annotation, molecular function: protein dimerization activity; transcription cis-regulatory region binding; nuclear receptor activity. Gene Ontology annotation, biological process: regulation of transcription by RNA polymerase II. Lineage: Eukaryota; Metazoa; Chordata; Actinopteri; Cyprinodontiformes; Fundulidae. The coding region runs from base 136 to 2178 and encodes 680 amino acids. Gene Ontology annotation, cellular component: nucleus; aryl hydrocarbon receptor complex.
GCCCGGAGCCGGUGCACCUCCGCCAGGCGCGUCUCAGGAACAUUUCAAAGUGGAUGUGAUUCUGGAGCCAAAUCGAUUCUGGAUUUAAUCCACGGAUAUUCUGGCGCACCUGCUACCUCCGCGGAGCGCAAGACGAUGAUCCCACCAGGAGACUGCAUGUAUGCGGGCAGAAAGCGGAGGAAGCCCAUCCAGAAACAGAAGCCGUCCUCUGCCAACGAGAAAAGCAACCCGUCCAAGCGGCACAGGGACAGGCUGAACGCCGAGCUGGACCGGCUGGCCAGCCUGCUGCCGUUCCCCCUGGACGUCAUCUCCAAACUGGACAAGCUGUCCGUGCUGCGCCUGGCCGUCUCCUACCUCCGCGUCAAAAGCUUCUUCCAAGCGAGUCAAGACAAGCCCUCCAGGAAGCACAUCACCAACACAGCAUCCUCUAACCCUGAACCCAGGAAAGAUAGCCUUCCUCUGGGCACCGCCAUCAAUGAAAGCAGCCUCCUCCUGGAAUCUUUAACAGGCUUUGCCUUGGUGGUGAGCAGUGAUGGCAUGGUUUUCUAUGCUUCCUCAACCAUUGUGGACUAUCUAGGAUUUCAUCAGACUGACGUCAUGCACCAAAACGUCUUUGACUACAUCCACAUAGACGACCGUCAGGAGUUCAGACGCCAGCUCCACUGGGCCAUGUGUCCUCCACAACAUCAGGGCACGUCCGGGCAGCAGGAUAGCCAGUUAGCCGCGGGAACAAGUGAAGACUUUGUUGUGGGCAGCAUGUUUAACUCUCCGGAGGCAGGCGAGAUUACUCCCGAGCUCUCCUGCUUUCUCAACAGAUGUUUUAUGGCCAGAGUUCGGUGUCUUUUGGACAGCACCUCUGGAUUUUUGACUAUGCAGUUUCAGGGUCGCUUAAAGUUUCUCCACGGGCAGAAAAAGAAGUCACCCUCUGGGACACUUAUUCCUGCUCAACUGGGUCUGUUCUGCAUAGCUGUGCCCCUCCUACUACCCUCCAUCACUGAGAUGAAAGUGAAAAAUAUUUUAAUGCGGGGAAAGAACAAAGGCGGGGGGAUUAUCUCUCCGAUGGAGCUUGGUGAACGCGGGGAACACCUGAGGAGGCACUCCAUCGGUGGAGGAAUGGGUGACAUGACAGACCCUCUUCUCUUUUCUUGUCCCCAUCCGGGUGCUACGCAGCGAAGCCAACACCCGUCCUGGACCCCUCUUUGCAAAGACAACCUCAAGUACAGCCCUGACGGCUUCUAUAGCCAGGAGGAGCCCCUCAACUUCUGCAAGUCCUCCGUGGCUGCCAGCAAAGGCGUGGGCACAGGUGGACGGUGGCCUAUGCGACAGCACUUGGGAUCCGUCAGAGCUGCUCAGGGUGUCGGCUACAUCCCCACGAACCGCCUAAAUAGGACUGGCCAGUACGGGAAGCCCUACUGCCUUUCCCCGAGCUGUCACGGUGGCAAGGGUGCCGAUGUGUUUGUCUCGAAGCUGUAUGGCUCGUCGGACCCAGACGCUUACUGCGUGGACCUGGUGAAGAGCGAGAACGACUUCGGGGAGUGCUACGACGGCCACAUGAUGCCUGAAAUGCCGCCCAUUAAGAUAGAGCACGACUCCGACUCGGAGAACGGAUGCGACACGUACGGGCAAGCGUGGGCCUGUCGCAACCAAGCGGCGAUCGACCGGCGCUACGGUAACGGCGUGUACGACCCAAGCUCUGGGCUGCAGCUUAAAUCAGAAAGCGACUAUUUCGACCCGCAGUACUCCCCCUGUCAACGGGGGAAAGCAGGAAUCAGCCCCGCGUACAACGACGGCAACUACCCCAGCUAUGCAGUCAACAACGGCGCACGUCUGUUGAAAUGUGACAAAGACUUCGUCAGCAGCGGUGACUCCAACCAGUUCAGCCCUCAGAGACUCUCUCACUCAGACUCUCUAUGCAGCAACCAAUCGGUCAACCUCAUGAAUUCAAACAUCUACCCUCAAAAGGCGUAUAUGCACCCGGACUACAACAAGCAAGGCCCCUAUGAGUUCAAAGGUCAUGGCCUGGUCCAUUCAAUCAAACGGGAGCCAAUGGACUCCCCCCCCUGGUCUGAGAACGGUCAGGACAUGAACCAGUCCAUGAUGGGCGGCUCAAGGAACGUUAUGCCAUGUGUGAUGAGCACAGGCCACAACAAGUCCAGUCCCUACGUUUACAUGCAAUGAGAGAGAGCAUUACCCACGGGCAGAUAAAUGUCUGCCCCCCCCCCCCGCCCCCCAACCCCUUCACACGCACAAUUACACAUAACCACAAACAAAUCAUUGUGUAUGAAAUAGUUUUCCUUUAUCGUGUCGAUGUCUACCAGCAUUACAGAAGGUUACCAUGACUCCCAGGAUGUCAAAUAUUUUCUUAAAUUAACUAAAGAGGUCUCAGGUUCAAGCAUCAGUGUUGUGACAAUCAAAGUUUUUGACUUUCAGACCAGAGGGUGUUACUUCUAAGGUACAGAUUUGGGAUUUUGAGCACUUUUGGCUUUAGUGACAAUGAGGAAAAAUAAUGUCAAGACACCUGUUUAGUUUCGUAUUGUUGUGACACCAGGAUUUUGCAGGGGAAUAUCUUUUUUAUUUUUUUCUAAACUUUGUGCACAGGAGAAAACUUGCAUUGAUUGACAAUUUCAUUUAGGUAAUAAUGCAUUUCUAAUGUUAACCUUUGAAUAGUUUUAGGGUGUUUC